Molecule: messenger RNA, 498 nt
Organism: Prunus armeniaca (apricot)
Lineage: Eukaryota; Viridiplantae; Streptophyta; Magnoliopsida; Rosales; Rosaceae
Source: the annotation of a GenBank genome assembly
AUGGCACUGAGAAUGUGGGCUUCUUCAACAGCCAAUGCACUCAGAAUCACUAGUGCCUCCAAAGCCCACCUCUCCCCUGCAUUUUCUUUAUCCAGAUGCUUUUCUUCUGUUCUGGAAGGGUUGAAGUAUGCAUCUUCACAUGAGUGGGUGAAGCAUGAAGGCUCAGUUGCAACAAUUGGUAUCACUGAUCAUGCUCAGGACCAUCUUGGAGAAGUUGUGUUUGUUGAGCUGCCAGAAGCUGGUCGCUCAGUCUCUGCAGGUGUCGGCUUUGGAGCUGUCGAGAGUGUCAAAGCAACCAGUGAUAUAAAUUCCCCAAUUUCUGGUGAUGUUGUUGAGGUUAACUCAAAGCUUACUGAAUCACCUGGUUUGAUCAAUUCAAGCCCAUAUGAAGAUGGAUGGAUGAUCAAGAUUAAGCCCAGCAAUCCAUCAGAAUUAGAAUCCUUGUUGGGUGCUAAAGAAUACACGAAGUUUUGCGAGGAAGAAGAUGCCGCCCACUAG